This is a messenger RNA of Penicillium mononematosum, 2106 nucleotides long. RefSeq names its product translation initiation factor eIF2B catalytic subunit epsilon. Lineage: Eukaryota; Fungi; Ascomycota; Eurotiomycetes; Eurotiales; Aspergillaceae. Gene Ontology annotation, biological process: biosynthetic process. Gene Ontology annotation, cellular component: eukaryotic translation initiation factor 2B complex. The transcript has 5 exons. Gene Ontology annotation, molecular function: translation initiation factor activity; translation initiation factor binding; guanyl-nucleotide exchange factor activity. Bases 1 to 2106 code for a protein of 701 amino acids. The record is from RefSeq and is a predicted model, not a curated record.
AUGGCCCCCAAGCAGAAAGCUGGGCAAAAGCCGAAGCCCAACACGGCGGAGGAAGUUGAAGAGACGUUCCAAGCUGUGGUGCUCGCAGAUACCUUCGAGACGAGAUUCGAGCCCUUCACCCGUGAUAAGCCUCGUUGCCUUCUGCCACUCGCGAAUACCCCGAUUAUCGAAUAUACACUCGAAUUCCUGGCCAAUGCAGGUGUGGAGGAGGUCUUCCUCUACGCAGGAGCGCACUCGGAUCAGCUGGAGAAAUACAUCAAUGCAUCAAAAUGGAGAGCUCCAUCUUCUCCGUUCAAGCAAUUGACCUUCCUGAAGUCGACCUCUACAUCCGUCGGUGACGUUAUGCGCGACCUCGACGCCAAGCACGUCAUUACUGGCGACUUCAUUGUCGUGAGCGGCGACGUGAUCAGCAACCUGCCCAUCGAGGGCGCAUUGGCUCAGCACCGGGCCCGCCGAGCACUUGACAAGAAUGCGAUCAUGACCAUGGUUCUAAGGGAGGCUGGCCUGCAGCACAGGACCAAGUCCACAUCGGUUUCGCCGGUUUUCGUCAUUGACCCUACCCAGGAUCGCUGUCUCCACUACGAGGAAAUCGAUCGCCAUCCACACGAAGAGCAAUCGUCUCGUCUGAAUAUUGACGCCGAAAUUAUCCUUAAACACCCCGAGCUGGAUAUCCGCCAAGACUUGAUCGACUGCAGCAUCGAUAUCUGCACUCCGGACGUACUGAGCUUAUGGUCGGAUAGUUUCGAUUACCAAUCGCCGCGGAAACACUACUUGUACGGUGUCUUGAAGGACUACGAGCUGAACGGCAAGACUCUGCACACAUACAUCAUCAAGGACCAGUACGCUGCGCGCGUGCGCAACCUGAAGGCGUACGAUGCGGUUAGCAAGGAUAUCCUGUCGCGCUGGACAUAUCCCUUGUGCCCGGAUACGAACUUGCUUCCUGGUCACUCGUACACCCUUCGUAAGGGCAGCAUGUACCAAGAAACAGGGGUAACUCUGGCACGCUCUUGCGUCAUUGGGCGCCGCACAGUCAUCGGACAAGGCACUAGCAUCGGAGACCGGUCAGAAGUCCACAACUCCGUGCUCGGUCGAAACUGUAAAAUUGGCCGAAAUGUCAACCUGAAUGGUUCCUAUAUUUGGGACAAUGUUGUGAUCGGCGAUAACUCAGACAUCCGUGGGGCGAUUAUUGCUGAUGGCGUGGUUAUCGGCAGGAGUUGUGCUGUUGAAGCGGGAUCGCUUCUCUCCUAUGGCGUGAAAAUCGCAAAUAAUAUCUGGGUGGAGAAAGGGAAGCGCAUCACGAAAACUCGAAACGACGGCGGUGUGGCCAAGAACGAUCCCAACGUCGUUGGCGACGAUGGCGAGGGCUACGAAUUCAUUCACGGCGAGGAAGAGGAAGAUGAAGACGACGACGUGAGCGUAGCCUCAUCGGGACUUCUGUACCGCAUGCCCAAUCUCUCACUUUCUACCGCCUCCAUUUCAACACUCUCGUCCGAGAUCUCAGAUGCCUCUUGGACACGAUCUGAGGGAGGAAGUUUCUCUGCAGACGAGGAAGACAACUUCCACCACGACGCAUCAGUCAGCUUGUUCGACAGUCUACGUGAGGGCGUGGCAGCAGAUGUGGUACAGCUUGAGCUGGUCACGCUGCGUAUGAGCGCCAACGCCUCGGACAACCAGGUCCGUCGCGCCAUCGUGUCAUCGUUCAUGAAGCACAUCCAGCAGCUCAUGGAGGGCGGCAAGGGUGCCGGUCCAGCAGUCAGCGAGGUUUUCACGGCAUACAAAGAGGUCGUUGAGCGGACUCUAUUCGAUCGCAACAAGGAAGAGAAGAAAGACCAGGUUGAUCUACUGCUCUGCCUACAGAACGAUCUUAUUCAUCGCAACAAGGGUGAUAUGGUCCUUCUCUUUACUGCCAAGUCUCUAUAUGAACUUGACCUUAUUGAGGAGGAGGCUUACGACCAGUGGUGGCAUGAUGAGCGCUCUAGUAACUCCGAGGAAAUGCGGACUGUCCGCAGCCAAACCCAGCAAUUUGUUGAUUGGCUUGCCGAGGCAGAGGAGGAGAGUAGUGAGGAAGAAUCCGAAGAAGAAUCCGAGGAAAGUGAUGAUGAGUAG